AUGGCCACUGGGAUUGAGGCUGAGCCCUCGUACGCGCAGGUCAUGAGUGUGUACAAGCGCAGGACAUUUGCGUUGUGCGGUGUUUCAUCCGUGUACACUGGUCGGCUGCUGUCGUGGGUCGAGCGACUGGCUCUGCUUGUGGAUCAAGGCCAGUUAAUUGAUGCCAUUACACUGGCAACUGGGCUGUACCGCGGCCACACGGGCCAGGUCGUCAUUGGUCUCCCAAGGUCACAGCGCGAUGGAGACGCACAUGAGAAGAAGAGGCAAACUAUGGUCGGCGGCAAGCUGGUUGAGCUCAUGCGAGGCUCGCUCGGGCUGAUGUUUGGUGGCAGUGAUAACGAAUUAGAACCCGGAUCAUAUCAGCGCCAGCACGAGCACUGGAAACGCAGUGAUUCUGAAAUCAGUGCCCUUAUUUCAGUCUGCGUCGAGGCUUGCUUGGAAACAGAAAACACGGCGCUCCUAUUUGGCGACAUCUUCGAGCGCUACUCAGCCAGCAGCAAGCCUUUCAUCAUCAGCGGGCAAAUUCAGCGCCUACCGCCGCAGAUCCUCAACGCCAUGGUCGACAGAUACGGAGGCACGCCUCAGCUGGUGCGGAGGCUGGGUGAGAUUCUGUCCAGCUUGCAUCUCAAUCAGGGUGACUUUGACAUUGACAGAGUUUUGAGCAGCUGCCGCCGGCAUGGGCUCUGGAGGACAUUUGCCCGGGUCUGGCUAGGCAUGGGCGAUCCGAUUGCGCCGGUGCACUGCAUGAUUGACGCCGCGACAAAGUCCGGUAAGGACACUGAGAGCACGCACGAGGCCAGCUGGGCGAGCUUCAAGGAUGUCAGAGACAGCGACGAAGCGCCAGACACCGUCGUAUUCGACUACAUGGACAUGGUCAUCCGCGGGCGCUUCUACCCUGGCGGACAGCCGAUUAAGCCCCAGGGCCGCGCCGAAAAGUACAGCACGCUGAUUACUGAGCUUGUUUUCCCGCCUGUCGACACCAGCCGGGCUCCAGAAAACAUCAGGAAGAGCUACCGCACGCUGCUGGCCUUGCUCGAUCUGGACGCCGAGCGCCUUCUGUAUACGCUCAAGCGCGUUUUGAGCGACCCGUUUAUCGACUUCAUCAACCUCAUCAUCAAGCCUGCUGAUACCGGAAAGGCUGCCCAGUACAGCGACCGCUCGCUGCGGCGUGCAAGCCAGGUCAAGUCUUUCCCUCAAAUUGUCGUUGACACGCUGUUUGUUCUGACCACGGCCUCUGGCACGAGCAACUCGGCGACACUGCUUACCAAGCGCCAGAUCGGCCUUUUAUCCAGCUUCGCGCUGACACUGUAUGCGACGCGGUUCCCGCUGAUCUUCCUUAGAGACGACAGGGUCACCGAAUGGACAGACGUUUUGCUGCGGCUGGAUGACACAUCCACGUUGUCAGAACGCGAGUACGCGUUUGAGCUCUUGUUCAAGCUCAAUCCACCGCAAUCCUACGCCGACUGCAUCGGCCGCGUCCGCCAGGCUGGGUUUUUCCGCGUGCUCGAGCACAUCUACUGCGCUGUCGAGCAGUACGGCAUGGCACUGCAGACGUACCUGGACCACCCAGACUAUGCAUACCACCGUGCAGUGUUUGCAGCCAUCAGGGAGCUUGCAGCGAGCAAGGGCGACAUGGCGCUUGCGGAUAUCACCGAGUUUGUGCGCAGCCGGGCUGUGGAGCUAGUCGACACUGAUGCAAAGAAAUUUGUUGACACGGUCGAGUCUGUAGGCUUUCUCGAGCAUGCGACAAUAUUUGAUGCGCUGGGCAACCAUCCGCAGGCGCAGUUUGCCUACCUGCGUGCACUUUUAGACCCGACACCCAACUCACUGUCGAGAAGCCCCGAGUGCCUGUGCAUGCUGCCUGCAAGCGCGGUUUCCGACGAGCGCGCACCGCCCAACAUCGUCGCUGGUGCCCGACAGCUCCAUAAGACAAACAAGUACCCGCAGCAGUACCACGAGCAGUACCUGGAGCUGAUGUGCCAGUUCAAUCCGGGAAGCGUGCUGCAGUACUUGAAGCAGCAUGUUGACCUGAGCCCCGAACCAUUCCGGCUGUCGUAUGUGCAGGCGGUCUGCGACAAGCACGGUGUGAGCGACGGGCUGGUGUGGGCACUCGUUCGUCUCGGCGACUUUUCGGGCGCGCUUGACACACUGCUGGCCCAGACUGACCAGGAAGUCGAGAGCGUCAAGGCAGCCGUGCCCGUCGGCGAUGCUGCGAAUGGCGAAUUGGGGAUCGCCGCCGAGACGCGCGAGGCGUGGCUGCUGGUGUCCAAGCGACAGCGGUGGAUGCUGCAUAGCGCAUUGGAUGUGCUCAUAUCCGCGGCGUCGCCGGCAUCGUCUCUGAUCUCGCUGAGACACAUUAUUCAGCAGCUGCUUGCGUCGGGCACGGUCGCGCCGGCGGAAAGCGCACCGCCGGGGAGUGUUCGGUCCCUAGACAUUGCCGAGAUUCAGCACCUGCUCGCGGUUGCUGUCAGCGCAUACAAGACCGAAGCGCAGCUGAUGGUGCUGACCAAUGUUCUGGUGGAUCAUGACCUUUUCACGACGCUUGGGCAGCUCGUGCGGUCGCAGAAGCAGGGCUGGUUUGUUCCGUCAGACACUACUAGCACCAGCGCCGAUACCGGCAGCGCACUGGCGAAGUGCGACGUUGGCAGCCUGUAUUGUGGCAAGUGCAGCGACCAGCUGUUUGUGGAUCGCCGCCAGGACCGUGCAAUGGCAGACCGGCGCAAGCAAAUGGUACAAUAUUUGGGUCCUCGUGCCACUCGCUGCUGCCUCUUGGCACCUUAA
Messenger RNA from Kickxella alabastrina, 2781 nucleotides. Its product is annotated as Golgi CORVET complex core vacuolar protein 8-domain-containing protein. The record is from RefSeq and is a predicted model, not a curated record. Gene Ontology annotation, cellular component: HOPS complex; late endosome. Gene Ontology annotation, biological process: endosomal vesicle fusion; protein targeting to vacuole. The coding region runs from base 1 to 2781 and encodes 926 amino acids. The transcript is spliced from 5 exons. NCBI's taxonomy places the organism in Eukaryota, Fungi, Kickxellomycota, Kickxellomycetes, Kickxellales, Kickxellaceae.